AUGGCGGAAGCGCCACGCAAUCUGCAGUUGCCUUCAGGUUAUGACGAGGAGUUUACUGAUGAAGUAGAAGAUGAUUUUCUUUGCUUAAUUUGUCAUUUGCCACUGAGGAAGCCUGUUCUUACCAGAUGCGGUCACAGAUUUUGUAAUGCAUGCCUUAAGAAACAUUUCAGAAGGUAGGCCUAAAUGCCUGAAUUCUAUUGAAAGUUGAGUGUUGAAGCAACUUUCAUUCCAAACCUUUAGGUAACACCUUAACGAAAAACUGCAGCACUGUGCGUUUUUCACUGAACACCUCGAUCUGAGUAGGAACAUCUAAGUUGACGGAAAGUCGACCUGUAUUUACUGAGGUAGACAACAGACACCUUAGCAGCUUAAUCGAUUAAUUAGACGAACGCCUUGUCUCUCAAAUUUAGAUUUUAAAUAGAGGAAACCUUAACCCGAUUAAUCAAAUCUGCUACAUCUCACCCAGCUGAUAAUCACCGUUAAAUUAUGUUACUGACGCACAAGUUAGAUAAGGUUAUUUUCUAUUAGCAAACUUUUGAAAUUACAAAAUGUGUCUCGUUUCCGUAAAUUGGAGACAAGUAGCCAUUGUUCGAAGUUAUUGAUCUGCUCUGGAAUGCGGACAUUCUGUCCUCCGUCAGUGGUCAAUGCCUCGCGAUAAAUAAGCGUUCCAAUUUCGCAAGCUGGCCUUGGAGUCCUAGCAAAGCAUAAAAACUUGUCAAUUUUUUAAAUGUCUUGAGUUCUGUGGUUUUUUUAGGCUUGGCAAAUAAAAUCAGCCACAAGUUAGCAGAAAGAAGUUUUAUGAUGGAAUUAAUUAGUAACUAACUAUCAAUCGAUGUUCCUACUAAUUUUCAUUAAAUAUUAAUCGUAAUUGUCUCUUGCACUGCAAAAUAACAGACAGGAAGUUCAGCGCCAGCUUUACUCUUGUCCUGCAGAUAGGAAAGGCCUGGACCGAGACCGGGUAAAUUACUUUCAUUUGCUUUUUAUCUUCUUACGUCUGUUUUUAAUAUGUUUUUGGUCUUAGUUAUUCUUUUAUCGCUUACAUGUAAACUAAAUUACAUAGGCGGAGUCGACCGGAACGAGCUGUUACAAAGUUUCGACACAAAGGUUCCAAUUUUUUCAAGCUCUUAAGGACAAGACCAGUUGCAUACACGUUCUCACACUUUACCCACAUGGCAAUCUUUUCUAAUUAGAGGAGUAAGGAAAUUAGCAGUAUUUCAGAAAUUUCGAGCACGGCCAUCUUGGAAUCUCAAUAAUGAUAUUGAUAAUGAUGAUGAUGAUGAUUAUGAUAAUGAUAGCAGCCUGUUAAUUUGGCUCAGGUAUUUCCUGCGAAGAAUGAUCUUGCACUGUUUGUUUAAUUCCGUUUUGUUUUGUUCCUUAGGAUGUAUUUCCUGAUAAAGCAACAGGAAGGAAAAUUUUGUCUUUUGAGAUAAAAUGUCCAAGUCACGGUUGUUCGUGGACUGAUGAACUGAGGAACAAAGAGGUAAAAACCCAAUAUAACAAUUAUAUUCAAGGCGCCAUGGAUUUCAGCAUUUAACCAAGGAAAGAAGAUCACUUUUUUCUUUCUUUUUUAUAUGCAUUUUAUUGCUUGUAACAGGCUCACCUGGAAACCUGCCAGUUCAAAAUUGUUACUUGUACCAACGAAAAUUGCACUCAGGAAAUGAAAAGAGAAAAACUGGACAAUCACACAAAAACGUGCGUGUGGAGUAUUAUGCCGUGUAUGUACUGUAAAAAGAAACAACCAAGGACGUACUUGCAGGUAUGAGGUUAUAAAAAAUUGGAGAUCUUUCAACAAUGCUCUUCUUCCGCGGGGGGUUACUCAUAAAGUUUAAACGGGGAUGCUCCGCCCCAAAGACAAACCCCUUACCCUUUUAAAUACCAUUUAUGACGGAAAAGGUAUCCCUUUGUAUAUACCUUCUAUGACAAAUGGUACUCCUUUCACAUACCUGGGAUACAACUAUGCAUUCCUUAACUGCUUUAAAUACACUGUAUUUUAAAUAGGAAUCAUUCACAAAUGCAGAACGUUUUCUCGACUAUUUCGCAGCCAUGAAGUGCAUCUAAGAGUCCGGUAUGACAGAUUUCCCUACCCCUUUAUAUUACUUCAACAAGUGAAAUCUCUACCCUUUCAUAUACCUGAGGCCUACGAAAGGCACUCUUUUCGGGCGGAGCCUCCCUGAAUAGGUCAUUACAGCAAGUACCCCCGGGUUUGUUCUUCAACCUUGCGCCGCAGAGAUUGGAUUCCCCGUUUCGUUUGCUCUUGACUUAGCCUUGUCACCUGUCGGCGUAGCGUGUUCUCCAAACGCGCGACACCACAAUUAAACGUCUUUAGCAAUUGUUUUCUUUAUUUUCUGGUUUUACAUUAAAGUAGAAAAAUGAGCAAGUAUACGAAACUAAGAUGAUAGUUACUCAGCUUCAAAUGUAGUACAGCCCACACAAUGCGGCUUUUGCAAAAUAUAAAUGGUGACGGCAAGUAAGCAUUUCACCUCUCUCAGAUACAGGAGAAAAAUAUAUACUGGUCAGGUCUAAAACUUUGAAGUAUUUUUUACUGUGUACACUAAAAUUGCUAUCGGCUUACUGCGGUUAACUGAAGACGUUGUCUUACAGUCUUAGUGUGUAAAUAAUUAUUUGUCUUUUUGCAGGAUCACCUUAAAACGUGCAUCAAGAUGCCCAUUCCUUGCCCUAACAACUGUGGGAAAGAGAGAUACGCGAGAGACAUGGUAAUUUUAUUUAAUUGCAGUUUGUGGCAGACUCUGUUGAUCUUCAUGAUGAGUGACGCUCUAAGCUAUGUCUUGUCUUUCCAUUAGUUUUCAUCGUUUCAUAUUGAUCCCCCCUGCAUGUUGUACGAAAAAAUCCUUUCUGCGUGUGCAUACUUAAAUUGUACAGCUAUUCCAGCUAACGUUGUCGCAUAUCAAGGUCACACAACACCGCAACACCGCAAGACCACAAGAUCAUGUGGGUAGCUGUAAAUACAUUAUAACUGAUUUUGUCAUAACUUUACGGCUGCUACUGCUUUAGAAUAGUGCAAAACCUUACAAUCACUUCAAAUGAAAUUUCAUAUUGCUUCGCAGCCUCGUCGCUGUCAGGCUUUUAUGAAAAAGUUUUUUGAUAUAGCGGUUUCAUAAUUUGGCGAACUGUGAAUAAUACAGUUCAACAUGGUCGUCUCCUAGCUUGCAGCAUAUGACUGAACACAGUGAAUGGAAAAAAAAAGUAAUGAAAUGAGAAAUGCAGGCCUGACCGUUCUUUGUGUCAUCAAGCAACGCUCCUGGUUACGUGACGUCAAACAGGCGUCGAGAACCACACAGAGGAGGAGACAAGCGCAACGGGUAUUAGAAGCCUUAACUUUCCUUUGAAACACCUUUCUUUUAAUUCAGACCUGAUCUUCUCUUGGUAAAAGAAAAAAAAAAACUUUGUAUAAAAGGUUAUGCUAAGUGUUGGGUUUUGUUUUGCGUCAGUUCUGAUCACUUAUUUAUUACUUUAUUUUAGAUUCCAAAUCACAUUGAAAACGACUGUCCGUUGACUUUAGUCUCCUGCCCAUAUGCUCAAAUGGGGUGCAAUCAACAGGUUUGUUCUUCAUUCCAUGAGAUUGUAAAUUAAGCGGACUGAAAUCAUUACGCAUUGUACAUGAUCAACCGUCUGCCAAAAACUUUAAUUCCUUCAUCAUUUGUCUGUAUCAGACUCUAUUUGUCUCCCGACACUCAGACAAUUACUAUGCAAACAGACCUAUAUUUUGCAAAAUGUAUGAAUACAAAUAACAGUUUUGGUUUAUAAUACCAUUUUCUGAAAUUAUCUGACUUCUUUCUACAGUUCCAGCGCAGAAACGUGGAUUCGCAUCUUGAGUCAGCCACGCGAAAGCAUCUUGACUUGGCUUGUGUUAAACUUAACAGCUCACAGGCUCAGCUGGUUGAACAACGGUUUGAGUUAAAUGAGACACAAGCUCAAUUAAGUUCAACCCAGGCUCAGUUAAAACAUACCCAAGAAACAACAAGAAAACUUGAGGAGAAAUUAGAGUCUCUUCGGGUGCAACUAGAAACAAAGGUGAAUGCAGAUAGUAGUCUAUAGAGGGGCCGACAACAAACGGUUUAUUUGGAAGAUUGAAAAUUUCGGUGAGAUUUUGAGGCAAGCCAAGGCACGAUUUAUGAAAGCUGAGCAUAUCCCUUGCGAAACGAUAAAAAGUAAUCCAUUUUACACUGGAUGUUAUGGCUACAAAUUACGAGUGAUAGUCCGUCCUUACCUUAAAACGUGGACAGAAUUAGACGACGGGACACUUCUUCCUCAAGAAUCUCUCUACUUUGGCCUCGCUUCAGUGGAAGGUGAAUAUGAUGACAUAUUACCCUGGCCUUUUAGCAAGAAAAUAACGUUCACAGUGAUUGAUCAAAAUGUGGAUAUCAAUGAAAGGAAAAACAUCACAGCCGAUUUGAGGCCAAGUUCUAGAGCACAAAUAUUCUACGGCAGACCAAGAGGAAACAUUACAUUUGAAAGUGAUAUUAUGUGGUUCAUACCUCAUGAGAGGCUUCAAACAAGGCGCUACAUUUUGAAUGACAAUUUGUUUCUUCAGGUCGAUGUAGGACCUGAUGAUUAG
Porites lobata is the source of this 4576-nucleotide messenger RNA. NCBI's taxonomy places the organism in Eukaryota, Metazoa, Cnidaria, Anthozoa, Scleractinia, Poritidae. The record is from the annotation of a GenBank genome assembly.